AUGGUAGAACGAGCCUGGUCCCUCCCUUUGACGGACAUCCCCAGGGAGGGGCACGGUUGCUCCCUGACAGGUUCAGACAGGCAGAGAGAGCCCCGCGGCUGUGAGAAAGCUGAAGCUUCCUUCCCCCUUCCUGCCUGCCCUCUGCGCACCCUCCCUGCUGCCCCCAGCUGAUGAAGUGCUCGUGGAGGACCGUGAUGGCAGCAGAAGAGGCUUCAAGCUGCCAGGUUCCCCGCCGGCCCUGGGCAUCCAUCCUGAGGAUGACUAUCCCAGUGCUUAUUAGCACGGGCACAUGCUACCUCAUCUGCAAUCUGUGCUUCAGCCGGCAGCAGCAGCAGCUGGACUCAACCAGGUGGGACUUAGCAGAGCUCCAGCUGAAUCACACAGGGUCGCGGCAGGACCCCAGGCUGCACUGGCAGGGGAGCCCCGCCCUGGGACGCUCCUUCCUGCAAGGGCCAGAGCUGGACGACAACGGGCAGCUGCGGAUCCAACGUGAUGGCAUUUAUAGGCUGCACAUCCAGGUGACAUUAGCCAACUGCUCCUCCUCCACGUGGACUGCCGAGCCCCAGAGAGCCACGCUGAAGGUGGCCAUCUGCUCCCCUGCCGCCCACAGCAUCAGCCUGCUACGCCUCAGCUUCCACCGCGGAGGCUGCUGGGUCGCCUCCCAGCGCCUCACCUUCCUGGCUCGUGGGGACAUUCUCUGCACCAACCUUACUCUGCCUCUGUUGCCUUCCAGAAACGCUGAUGAGACUUUUUUUGGUAUUCAGUGGGUGGGCCCUUGA
Messenger RNA from Odocoileus virginianus texanus, 779 nucleotides. It is a transcript of the gene CD70, whose product is annotated as CD70 molecule. The record is from RefSeq and is a predicted model, not a curated record. Gene Ontology annotation, cellular component: extracellular exosome; plasma membrane. Lineage: Eukaryota; Metazoa; Chordata; Mammalia; Artiodactyla; Cervidae. Gene Ontology annotation, molecular function: tumor necrosis factor receptor binding. Gene Ontology annotation, biological process: tumor necrosis factor-mediated signaling pathway; immune response.